UAGCAUGGCCGUGAGCGCGGCCACCGCCCCCGCCGCCGAGCCGCUGCCCCGCAGCAUCUUCAAGAAGUUCCUGGUGAUGCUCUGCUCCCUCCUUAUGUCUCUCUACGUUUUUUAUUGCCUGGCCGACCGCUGCCAGACCCUGCCCGGCCCCAUCAUCGCCGCCGGAGCCGCCUCGGAGGAGGAGGAAGGAGGAGGCGGCGGGUACCUGGGGGGCUCGGCCGAGUUCCCUCCCUGGCCGGCGGCCGCGGCGCGGAGGAAGCGGCUCCUGCAGCGGCUCAAGCAGCGGCGGCGACGGCAAGAGGCGGCUCCGGGCCGGGAGGUGCCGGCCGGGGGCGGUGGCAGCCGGGCCGUCGGUUCUGGGGUGUUCACGGGCACGCCCGGCACUCUGACACUGCUGCUGGGCGAGGGCAGCAAGCGGCUGCCCCAGGCCAUCAUCAUCGGCGUGAAGAAAGGCGGGACGCGGGCGCUGCUGGAGUUCCUGCGGGUGCACCCCGAUGUCCGCGCCGUCGGGGCCGAGCCCCACUUCUUCGACCGCAACUACGAGCGGGGACUCGCCUGGUACCGGGACCUCAUGCCCAGGACCCUGGAGGGGCAGAUCACCAUGGAGAAGACCCCCAGCUACUUUGUCACCAGGGAGGCCCCCGCCCGCAUCUCCUCCAUGUCCAAGGGCACCAAGCUGAUCGUGGUGGUGCGGGACCCCGUGACCAGAGCCAUCUCAGACUACACCCAGACGCUCUCCAAGAAGCCCGAGAUCCCCACCUUUGAGAGCCUGACCUUCAAAAACAGGACUACGGGCCUGAUCGACACCUCCUGGAGCGCCAUCCAGAUCGGGAUCUACGCCAAGCACCUGGAGAACUGGCUCCUCCACUUCCCCAUCGGGCAGAUCCUCUUCGUCAGCGGGGAGAGGCUGAUCAGCGACCCCGCGGGGGAGCUGGGCAGGGUCCAGGACUUUCUGGGCCUCAAGAGGAUCAUCACUGACAAACACUUCUACUUCAACAAAACCAAGGGGUUCCCCUGCCUGAAGAAGGCAGAAGGCAGCAGCAAACCCCACUGCCUGGGGAAGACGAAAGGCAGGACCCACCCUGACAUAGACCAGGAGGUGGUGCAGAGACUGCGGGACUUCUACCGACCCUUCAACAUGAAGUUCUACCAGAUGACAGGGCAGGACUUUGGCUGGGACUGAG
Messenger RNA from Calypte anna (Anna's hummingbird), 1184 nucleotides. RefSeq names its product heparan sulfate glucosamine 3-O-sulfotransferase 3A1. The transcript has 2 exons. Lineage: Eukaryota; Metazoa; Chordata; Aves; Apodiformes; Trochilidae. Bases 5 to 1183 code for a protein of 392 amino acids. Gene Ontology annotation, molecular function: [heparan sulfate]-glucosamine 3-sulfotransferase activity. The record is from RefSeq and is a predicted model, not a curated record.